UAAGGCAGAGGAAAUGCCUGGUAAUUGUUAUCACCUCUAAAAUGCCUGAAAAUGUUUUUUUAUUGUCGAGCCUACGUUUCAAGCUGGAAAUACUAGAUGCAGGAACUUUUCGAAGCAGGUGCAGGUGUUGCGCUGUAGCCACACCCACCCCGGAAGAUCCUAAAAAGGGUAUUUUUAUUUUUUAAGGUGACGUGGAUUCGCUGUGCGCCGCUUCUGUUGAUCGCGACCUUUCUUCUGGUUUAUCGCGUUAAAGCGAAGAUCAGAACACGUUUUAUCACUAGCAAUGUCCAGAUAUGACAUUACACAUACGCCUGUGUUACUGACUGGAUUUUGAAGCGAAAGAAGCGAUUCUGAGGAGUCCGUGGAAGCAUCUGAAACAGUCUUGAUUUGCCCGCUGACAGGUGUUGUCAUGACAGCGAGACUGGAAUGUUUAGGCCUGCGUGUCGCUGGUCGAUCCGUGACACUCUGUGUGCUGGUUCUCUGCCUGAUGCCUUAUUUUGGCUGGGCAGUGAGUUACAAACAAGGCGAUCCAGUUGUCCUGUAUGUGAACAAAGUUGGUCCGUAUCACAAUCCCCAGGAGACGUAUCACUAUUACACUCUACCUGUCUGUAGACCUAAAGAGGUCCGUCAUAAAGCCUUAAGUCUGGGAGAGGUGUUGGAUGGAGACCGUAUGGCUGAAUCUCUUUAUAACAUCCGUUUCAAGGAAAAUGCAGAUAGACUGACGCUGUGCAAGCUCACUCUCUCUGAGAAAGAGGUGGAUCAGUUGCGGGAGGCAAUUGAGGAGCUGUAUUACUUUGAAUUUGUCCUAGAUGACAUUCCCAUAUGGGGUUUUGUGGGAUAUAUGGAAGAAAGUGGAUUUCUGCCUCACAGCCACAAGGUGGGAUUAUGGACGCACUUGGAUUUGAAUAUAGAGUACAAUGGUGACUCUGUGAUCUUCGCCAAUGUGUCCGUGAAGGAUGUGAAGCCGGAGCCCUUAGAGGAAGGUGGUGCAAUUCAUGGUGCUGGUGUUGGCAGUGGUGGUCUUUCAAUUACCCACACCUACAGCGUUCGCUGGUUCGAGACUACAUUGCCUCAUUCACGCAGAGCGGAGCGUCUUCGAGACUAUUCCUUUUUUCCCAAGACUCUGGAAAUCCACUGGCUGUCCAUUAUCAACUCACUAGUGCUGGUGGUGUUAUUGCUGGGCUUCGUUAUCAUCAUCCUCAUGAGGGUGUUGAAGAAUGACUUUGCCAGGUAUAAUGUGGAGGAAGAUGGGGGUUGUGAUGACCUUGAUCAAGGGGAUAAUGGAUGGAAAAUCAUCCACACAGAUGUUUUUCGCUUCCCGCCAUAUAAGAGCCUCCUGUGUGCAGUAUUAGGGGUCGGGGCACAGUUUCUGACUCUGGCCACAGGAAUCAUUGUCAUGGCACUUUUGGGGAUGUUUAAUGUCCAUCGUCACGGUGCCAUAAACUCUGCAGCGAUUGUACUGUACGCUCUGACCAGCUGUGUGUCAGGAUACUGUUCUUGCAGCUUCUACACUCAGAUUCAGGGCCAGCGCUGGGUCUGGAACAUCAUCCUCACCUCCGCACUCUUCUCUGCUCCGCUCUUCUUCACCUGGAGUGUGGUGAACUCUGUACACUGGUGGAGCGGCUCCACUCAGGCACUUCCUGCCACGACUGUGUUGCUGCUUCUUGGCGCCUGGGUUCUGGUCGGCUUCCCGCUCACAGUCAUUGGUGGAAUCGUUGGGAAAAAUAGAGCAGGCAACUUUCAGGCUCCAUGUCGUACGCGUAACAUUGCACGGCAGAUCCCCCAGCAGCCCUGGUACAAACACACUGCUGUGCACAUGGCCAUCGGAGGCUUCUUGCCUUUCAGUGCCAUUUCAGUAGAACUGUACUACAUCUUUGCCACGGCGUGGGGUCGUGAACACUACACACUGUACGGCAUCCUGCUGUGUGUGUUUGCCAUCCUGCUGUCGGUGGGCGCCUGCAUCUCUGUGGCACUCACCUACUUCCUGCUUUCAGGCGAGGACUACCGCUGGUGGUGGAGGAGUGUUCUCAGCACCGGCUCCACCGGCAUCUUUAUAUUUGUUUACUCUCUCUUCUACUACCACAAUCGCUCCAACAUGAGCGGCCUUGUACAGAGCGUUGAAUUCUUCGGAUAUUCUUUGCUCACCGCGUUUGUUUUUUCACUCAUGCUGGGAACAGUUUCCUUUUGGGCUUCUUUGGCUUUUAUUCGUUACAUAUACCGUAGCCUUAAGAUGGACUGAGGGGAUUUUUUUCCUCCCUCAUAAAUGUGGAAGAGACUCGUGGACCAGAUUUUUGUUUCUGAAGUAUAUUAUAAAUAAUAAACUAUCCAAACUGAUGCCAAUCAUUAAAAGGAAAUGGGGAGCAGACAAAUGUGACUAAAGACUUUAAUAUUUUGCUCACCAACACCCUGAUACUUAAAAUUCACAUAGGUUAAUAGAUGCUAGAUUAUAUGCACAUCAAAUACUGACGUAUUUGGAUUGUUUGUGCUGAAUGGAAAAGAAUUUCAUACUUCAAAAUGUUGCUUUCUGUUCGUGGGUUUUGUUAAAGGAACACUCACUUUUUUUUUUUUUUUUUUUUUUUUUUUUUUGAAAAUAGGCUCAUUUUUCAAGUCCCCUAAGGUUUAACAGAUGAGUUUUACAACUUUUGAAUCCAUUUACCUGAUCUCUAGGUCUGGAUGUAACACUUUUAGCUUAAAUCAUUGAAUCAGAUUAGACCAAAAGAUAAUUUUCCUAUUUAAAGCUACUCUGUUUUGUACUUACUUUGUGUACUAAGACAGAUAGAAAUUGAAAUGUUUAUAUUUUCUAGGCUGAUAUUGCUGGUAAUUGUACUCCAGUGUCUCCCAAUCCUGUUCCAGAAGGCACACCAUCUGUACACAUUUUCGACCUCUUCCUAUUGAAACACAUCUGAAUCAAAUCAUUAGAAGAGACUUGAAAACCUGACAUGAAUGUUUCAGGUUAGGAUUACUGUUGAUGUGCCUCCAGUAACAUAAUUGAGAAACACUGGUAUAAUCUCAUUUCGACAUAAUAAUCUAGGUACUUAAACUAGGUACUGUUUCUAAGAAUAGUCCUCAGCACUAAACCUGCUGUGUUCCUUGUCAUAUCAACUAAGAAAAUAACUUUUAAUUUUCUGUUGGUUUUAUUACAAAAAUGUUGUACAGAAGAGUCUGGCUUUAAACAGAAACAUUUUUGAGAUUCUACUGGUCUAGUCUGAAUCAAUGAUCUAUGCUAAACUAAGCUAAAAAUUCUCCAACCAGACUCGGAGAUCAUCUCAAUGACUUUAAAAAAUGGUAAAACUCAACUGUAUAACUCUUGUAAAAUGGGUCCAUUUAAAAAAAAUGGAGUGUUCAUUUAAUGCAAUGAGUAUAAUUUAAAAAUAUUUAAUGUUAGUUUCAAAUGAUAAUGGGACAAGAAUAAGAGGCCUUCAUACUUAUAGUUUCAUGCAACCAUGGAGGAUAUAAAGCACUUAUAUGUACUGUAAGUGAGUUUACUUGAUUACAGGUGAAUUUGUUGUUAUAAGGAAGGACAUUAUGAUCUUUGAGGUAAAUAGAUUUGUCAUAUUGUGCACAAAUGGUGCAAUGUACAUGUUUUGAUCAGAAUAGAGUUGGAGAGAAGGUUGACGCAAUGAAGGUUGAAGAAGAUGAGGAAGCUGAAGAAAUGAAGAAUAGAUUAUGGAAGCAAUACCAUGCUCUAAAGUCACCUUCAACUGUGAUCUGUUGAAAUGUAAAUAGUAUGUUUUCAAUAAAGUCAUUUUUAUUAAGGUAAGAGAAAUAAAUGGGUGAAAUGCAA
Messenger RNA from Danio rerio (zebrafish), 3784 nucleotides. NCBI's taxonomy places the organism in Eukaryota, Metazoa, Chordata, Actinopteri, Cypriniformes, Danionidae. The record is from RefSeq and is a predicted model, not a curated record.